Didymodactylos carnosus is the source of this 2253-nucleotide messenger RNA. The record is from the annotation of a GenBank genome assembly. Lineage: Eukaryota; Metazoa; Rotifera; Eurotatoria; Philodinida; Philodinidae.
AUGGCAACUUCUAACAAAAAUAAACUUAAUGACGAUGUAAAAAAGAUGAAUACCACCAAAGAGGAUUAUUUUAAUGGUGUGCAGUUUCCGUCAUCAAAAGUUCAAAAAAACACUCAAAACCAGUUGGGUGAUAUGACAAGAGAAAUACUUCAUUCAAAUAUUUCAAAAUCGGCACCAGGACGUUUUGUAUCUAAACAAAAUCAUAAUGCAAAUGAUUUACCAUUUGAUUAUAGCGAUGAUGCUGAACUUGCACGACGUUUAUCUAAAAAUGUUCAUAUUGAGCCGUCAUUAUCAUCCAUAGCAACCUAUUCAUCUUUGUCAGAUCAAAUUCCUGAUAAACAAGAAGUCGCAACACAAAUCAUAACGACUACACCGACGAAACUUUCUAAUACUAACCAACCACAUAUUCAAGCUUCUCAACGACGUUCAGUUGUUAGCGCAGAUCAGUUACGUUUAGUGAUGCAACCGCUAGAAUCAUACAAUUUAAUCGACGAUAAUAUAUCGUUAAACUCUGAACGUAAUAAUAUUCUUAUGAAUGCUAAUACUUUUAUGCCAAUAUCUAGUGCUUUAGCGUACUACCCGUACAAUUGUCCGACAUCAAAACACACGGAACAACUUAUUAAAAUAAAAUCAAAGGGAAAAAUGUCGAAAAGUUAUUAUAAUCAAUUUAAAGAAAUUCAAACAAAAUCAGCAGGAGUUCUACCACAACAACGCUCAAAAACAUUUGCUAUACCAAAACGUGAUACACAAUCAUUACCAUCCUAUCCAAUUCCAAAAAUAAAACAAUCGUCAGCAGAUGUUAAAUCAAAACAACAACAGAAAACAACAAGACCAACAACAUCUGUGAUGAGAAAUAAACCAAUUAAUAAUACUAACGAAAAAAUUCAAUCGUCUUCAACUUCGACAACAACAAAAAACGGAUCAACAACUACUCGAAGACAAAUGAAAGUUGUUGCUCACGAAUUAAAAAAAGAUAACCUCAAUAACAAUACUAACAGUCAUAGAACGAUAUUAAAACAUAACACUGUAAAUAAUAAUGAUCAACGAAGACCCGUACGAUUUGCCGAUCAACAAGACGAGUAUAGUAGAAGACUACUUCCAAAUGAUGACUACUUCCCUCAAAAUCAUUUAACCUACUUUGAUACUCGACCGGUGAGUGAUAAUAAUAAUAAUAAUAAUUAUAAUAAUAAUGAUUCUACUCCUAAAUAUAUAAUUCACACACAGAAUAGUACGCCUUAUGUUCUCACUUUACCUCCAGUAGUACCCCAGACUCAACCCAAUCCAGUUUUUCUUCUUCAACCCCCUGCUAUUGCCCCUCCUGUUGCCCCUCCAUACACCUAUUAUCCCUAUUUUAAUGGUCUAUACCCUCCUCCCUACAACCCGUUUCAUGUAGAACCUCAUCAACCUGAUAAUUCGGUGGAAAGAAAAACAUCAUCUAGCUCACACAAUAUAAAGAAGAAUAUUAUGAUCGUCAGACGACGAUCACACCACACAAAAAAUGAUAGUUCUGCUGCUGGAAAAGAUAAAAAAGGUCGCGGACUUCGAUUACGUUUGAAAAGUGAAGCUCAGUUGGAUGACGACUCAUCGUCAUCAUCAUCAUCAUCGUCAGAUGGCCAAAAAGAAGAAAAGCAGUCCAAAAAAUCGUCUCCUGCUCGUAGUAAAAAUCAUCGUCCGAUUUAUCAAACUGAUUCUGAUUCUGAUAAUGAAAAUACACGUAAUUCACGGCGCACAGUUAUUGUCAAAGAACCAUCAGCAAAAAGAAAAGAAGUUCGUUUAGUUCGAAAAAAUGGUCAGUUGAUACGUGAACCAGAUACUUAUUAUGGCGAUUCGGAUCAUUCAGCACGAUCAACAAAAAUUAUUUAUGUUGAUAAUCAAAAUCGUACAUUUUCUCACAGACCCCGAUCAAAAUAUGUAUAUAUGAAUGACAACAAUCCACGUCAGUCGGACAUUGUUUAUGUCAAUGAACCGUCGCGUGUACAAUAUGUACCUGCACCUACGAGAAGUCGUCGACAUCGUACAUCAUCUAAAACAUUACAUGGGGAUGAUAUCGUUUAUGUCGACGAUAAUUCACAACCAAUUGAAUAUGUGGAAUAUAUUGAUGAACAGCCUGCUGAAUAUGUUGAAUAUGUCUAUGAAAAUGAUCCAGUAAUAUCAAAAUCAGCAAAAUCAAAUAUUGUCUACGUUGAUGAACCACAUUCUUCUCGUUAUUAUAAAAAGCAGCAACCAUCGGCAACCACUAUUGUGUAUCAAUAA